Etheostoma spectabile (orangethroat darter) is the source of this 3016-nucleotide messenger RNA. It is a transcript of the gene hsd17b3, whose product is annotated as hydroxysteroid (17-beta) dehydrogenase 3. Lineage: Eukaryota; Metazoa; Chordata; Actinopteri; Perciformes; Percidae. The transcript has 11 exons. The record is from RefSeq and is a predicted model, not a curated record. Gene Ontology annotation, molecular function: testosterone dehydrogenase (NADP+) activity. Bases 96 to 1058 code for a protein of 320 amino acids. Gene Ontology annotation, cellular component: endoplasmic reticulum.
UCCUGUGGCCGGGUUACUCUCUUCUCUUUCUGUCAUGCUUUAUUUUUAGCGAAUCACUGAACUAAAAACGUUCUCAGAGACAGAGUGGGACAAGCAUGGAUUUAAUGGAAUUGUUUUUAAUUGCCCUUGGUGCUGCAGUGAUUGUCUGCUAUGGAGUGAAACUGCUGCUUUUCAGCAGGAUGCUUUUCCCUAAAAUGUGGUUUCCACUGUCGAAAUCUUUUUUCACCUCAAUGGGAGAGUGGGCAGUGGUGACUGGUGCUUCAGAGGGAAUAGGAAGAGCAUAUGCCUUUGCGCUGGCGAAGCAAGGAAUGAACGUGGUAAUCAUGAGUAGAACCAAAGUAACAUUGGACCAGGUGGCUAAGAAAAUAGGUGAUACUACAGGGCAGAGGGUGAAAGUGAUAGUAACAGACUUCAUGAAGGACAAUGUCUUCAGUGAAAUUGAGGAUCAGCUUAGGGACCUCAACAUUGGGGUUUUAGUCAAUAAUGUAGGCACGCUGCCAAACUUCAUCCCCUGCAAAUUCCUUGAAUCUGCAGAUCUGGACCAGGCUAUUACAAAUGUGAUAAACUGCAAUGUGAAAACUAUGGCCAAGAUGUGCAAAAUAUUCCUCCCAGGCAUGGAGAAAAGGGGAAAAGGGGUGAUCGUGAAUAUUUCCUCCGGAGUUGCCUCUAUUCCAUUCCCCCUGUACACCCUGUAUGCUGCAUCUAAGGUGUUUGUGGAAAGAUUUUCUCAAGGUCUUCAAGCUGAAUACAAAGACAAAGGGAUUAUUAUACAGACAGUGGCUCCAUUUGGGGUCUCCACUCGAUUGGCGGGUUACCAGUCAACCAACAUAGUGACGCUGUCACCAGAGGACUUCGUAAAAAGCUCCCUGCAGUACCUCCGAGCUGGAGACAAAACACACGGCAGUGUGUGUCACACAGUUCUGGGCUGGUUACUGCAGUCUAUUCCUCUCAAGGUUCUCUAUUCUGAGUUGAUGCUACACAGCCUACAAGACUAUGUCAAGAAAAAAACGGCACUGACGGCACAAAGUUCAACUUUUGAAAGUGACAAAAAUAAAUAACCAGGAUCAGCAAUGAAAAGACAUUUGGCUUGAAUAUUUCACACUGUAAAUCAAAUUAUAAUUAUGCAACUGGAGCUAAACCUAUGUCUUCUGUUUUUCAUUUAAGUCCUUAAAGUGAAUAUUAGUAGUAGUAGUAGUAUUAGUUACUGUACAGUAGUACUUUUUGUUUUGAUAUUUUGUUCCAUUGUGGGCAAUCUAUCCUCAGGAAAGUGUCAAUGAAGGUGCUUUUAAGUCAUAUUUUUUUAGUUCUUAAUGUUUGGAAGGAAUUUAUGAAGGCCUAUCUCUGCCUCAUGUCAAAUACAUAUCUUUAUAUAGUCUACUCUUCCAUUAGAGAAACACACACUCCACUAUUUAAGGACCACUUGUACAAUCUAGUGCGAUCCAAUACAUGUGUGCUGUUAUAAAGUCUACUUUCAUAAUGCCUAUAAUAUUCAGGUUUUUUUAUUUUCCACUGUCAUAGAGGCAUUAAUUAAAUUAUAUGUUUUGAUGUCAUAAUUAGUGGUGGUGGUACUGAACUAUAUUAGCCUAACAUGUCUUUCUAAUAUUCUGCCCCCCUCAUGUAUAGAAAUAUGGAGGAUAAAAUGCAAUCUCCUCAGCAAUAAACAUAUAACUUUUACUAUAAUGUCAACAAAAGCUGAACAAAAUAAGUUUAAUAAUGGUAGAAAUUAUGACUGAGCUGUCGUAAUGAAUUGGAAUAAAUUGUGCAUGUGUAGCUAAUAAAGUGGCCAUUAAGUUUAAAUUUACUGCCACUCAGGGGCAUCAUGCACCCUCGGGGGCUCAGUUUCAUAACUCUGUGUGAGGGAUGUGCAAUUUCCCCUCAAAUUCAAUUUGUUUUCAUUUACUUGGAAUUGUUGUCAAUCUAUCUGCUCCAUUUUAUUGUAAGAGUUGCCAUUAAUAGACUCUUAGUUUGAAAUCAUUUGUUGACAAUUGCAAUUUCAAGUCAAUUCAAUUCAAUUUUAUUUAUAUAGCGCUAAAUCCUAACAACUGUUAUCUCAUUGCACUUUCCAUAAAGAGCAGGUCUAGACCGUCCUCUGGGGUGUUAUUUACAGAAACCCAACAGUUCCCACCAAGAGCAAGCACUAGACAACAGAGGCAAGGAAAAACUUCCAUUUAAGAGGCAGAAACCUCGAGCAGAACCAUGGCUCAGGGUGGGGGGGGCAUCUACCUCGACCGGUUGGGGGUGAGAGAGAGAGAGAGAGAGAGAGAGAGGCAGGCAGGCAGGCAGGCAGGCAGCAGGUGACUCCAACCACAGAUCCAGAGCCAGACUCCGGGAAAGGGAAGAAGUCGAGUUAGUAACAUGCAUUAAUGGAAAUUUGCUCCCUGUAUUUCCUUAAAUAGGCUACAUUUCUAUAUAAAUGUUAAAGUAGACACGAGUUGUGUUUCUGAAACUAGAACUGAAAAUAUUUGGAACAGCAAACAAGACUAACUGUUUAAAGAAUGGCAUAUUAAAAUAGUUUUUAUUAAUGCCUUAAAGUCCCAAAAUGAUUUACGGUAGGUAGACUCUACAACACAUUCUGAUGGGUCACAUAUUUCGUUGUAAGCCAUGUGUUUGAGUAUCCAGCCAGGUAUAGGGUAGCAGGAGAUUUCUUUAAAUAGGCAUAAUUGUAUUUUAAUUUUAUUUGGGACUUGUAGUUUUGGCUGAUAAUGCGGCAAAGUAAAAGAAGAUCCACUAAAAGCUUAAAGGUACAGUGACAACUUCAGAUGGAGACAAUGAUGAGAUUGUAAAUGAUUCAAAACGGACCCUCUUUCUCCUAGAGAGGUAUGUCAUAUGUCAAAUUAAUUCAAAAAUGACUUAAGGGGCGUCUGAGUAGCUCACCUGGGGGUGCAGGCGCCCAUAUGCAGAGGUUUACUCCUCAACACAGCGACUGUGGCUUCAACUCCGGCCUGAGGCCCUUUGCUGCAUGUCAUUCCCCCUCUCUCUCCCCUUUCAUGUCUCAAUCUGUCCUAUGAAAAUAAAG